Messenger RNA from Exophiala spinifera, 1479 nucleotides. RefSeq lists its product as uncharacterized. NCBI's taxonomy places the organism in Eukaryota, Fungi, Ascomycota, Eurotiomycetes, Chaetothyriales, Herpotrichiellaceae. The record is from RefSeq and is a predicted model, not a curated record. Bases 1 to 1479 code for a protein of 492 amino acids. The transcript has a single exon.
AUGGCAACAAGAGAGGAGAUACGGGAGGGCAAGAAGGCCAAGGUGACUCAAAUAAAGGACCUUGCGUUUAACAUGUUCGGCAAGGCGAUGGAGGACGGCGUCAGCGAUAGGGAGAACCCUCAAGUGAUAGUGGCCCGGGACCAUACCAGCGUCAACUGGAUGGUAAUUUUGAAAAAGCCGGACCAAAUUGACCCAAAUGCCAGCCUCUUUCGUGCGAAAAUGGACUUUACCCCGCGAGAAGCAGAAACAGAUUUGGCUCCUCAAAUUGGCACUCAGCACUAUUUAAUUGUUGGUUACGCCAAAGCAGACCUCGACAAGAAGUAUUUCCAGCAAGACGCAGGCGUCACGGCCAAGAUGAUCGGAUACGAUCGUCCGGCAGAGAUUCUCCCCUGGAUUGAUUCACAGAAUCCUACCUGCUACGUGGUCACCCCCAUUACCGAUGCUGUCCCAGAACAGAAGAAGUUGUACGUUCUGUUGGCGCAAAAGGCUGGCUUGUGUACCCCUUAUCAGAUCUCGAAGGACAUGGUCUUCUGGCGUUGGGAGUAUCGCAGUGAUGACAAAAGUCUAUCAAAAAGAAAGGUUGCUUGGCCCAAUCUGAUGACCCAACACUCCGUGCGUGUGGGAACAAACCUGCCGGCCUCAAGCAAACAAGAGGUGUUCAAACGCGCCCAGAACGUGGGCAAGGUCAUCGUGGAGCCUCACGAAGACUUGGGCAAUGAAAUGAAGAUGAUGGCACUGGCAUUCAAGGAAACCAAGAAACCCUGGUUUUUGGCUGAAAUGAAGAGGCUUCUCAAGAGAGCCAACAUCGACCUCGAUUAUAGGCCCUUGCUACCAAACAAGGGUCUCCGAACUUUCGUCUUACUCGACGGCGUCGAUUUCGGAGAGGACGAUGCGAAGUGUGUAGUCGAAGAGGUGGCUUCGAUGUGGCCUGAAGUUGAAGGCAUGACUGCGGACAAGGUUCUGUACCUCAACAAACUUCUUCGCCAGGAAGGAUUUCAAAUCAAACUCUUCCAGUUGAAGGGACUCCUUGCGGAAGCAAUGUAUCAGCUAGCGGAGGUCACUCCUGACAACCCCUUGAUGGAUGAAACAGGCUUUGUUGCUACUCUCGCUGCCACGCUCGACCGAGUCGUUGGUAAGGAGGCACAACCAAAACCGACAGCGACGAAUAUGACCGAGGAAGCCCGUGACGCACUGCUUGCUGCUGUCCUGACCAAGCUGAAGGAGAUAUUGGAGGUUUACCACAAAUUCCACGACGAUCUGAAUGCCCUUUUUGGCGACCAUGUUCUUGAGGGCGCUGGGCCGUAUGAUUUCUGGAGCAAAUUCAAAGAGUCUCCGGACACCGACUCUGCUAGGAUGUGCUUUUUCCACGUUUUCAAAUUCAUGGCGGUAGAAGAGCAGCACGUUCUCCAUGAGGGUUUCAUCAAGCCCCUUCGGGAAGUGGUCCAGGUGCUCGAGAACUUGGAUCUAUCUGCCAACUGA